Aspergillus heteromorphus CBS 117.55 is the source of this 1660-nucleotide messenger RNA. RefSeq names its product dolichyl-diphosphooligosaccharide--protein glycotransferase subunit OST1. Lineage: Eukaryota; Fungi; Ascomycota; Eurotiomycetes; Eurotiales; Aspergillaceae. Gene Ontology annotation, cellular component: oligosaccharyltransferase complex; membrane. Bases 105 to 1622 code for a protein of 505 amino acids. The transcript has 3 exons. The record is from RefSeq and is a predicted model, not a curated record.
UCUCGUCUUGCACAUUGCUGUUCCCCCGGUGUGUGCUUGUCGGCUUCUGCUUCCUCCUCAUCUUUUUGGGACUAUCUCCUGGUGAGAGACCGCCCAUCGCCGCAAUGAGGCCGUUUACCGCACUCUCUGCGCUGUGCGGGCUGUUCCUGUCCGCCAGCAGCUUCGUAGGCGCCGAUUCGACCACCUCCCCCUCGCGGGUGGCGCUUCCUCGCGAUUUCAAACCCCCUCAGGUGUUCAAGAACGCGAACCUCGUCCGAACCUCCAAUCUGGAAAAGGGGUAUUUGCGGGAAACCGUCAACGUGGUGGUCGAGAACGUGGACACGCAACCGCAGAGCGACUACUACCUGUCCUUCCCGUCCGACCUCUAUGACAAGGUCGGAGCUCUGGAAGUCCGGGACAAGACGGCCCCAGAGAAUGGCCGGUUUGACGUGGAAGCGACCGAGUUCAGUCCGGGCAGUGACUUCCAGUACUUUAUCGUCCACCUCCCUAAACCUCUCGCCCCCUCGUCGCAGAUCACCCUAGGAAUCUCCUACGCUGUCCUGAAUAGCCUCCGCCCGCGCCCAGCUGCCAUUAGCCAGAAUGAUCGCCAGUUCCUCGCCCACUCCUUCUCCGCCUAUGCCCCCUCCGCUUAUACGACGGUCACCCAGAAGACCAAGCUUAAGCUCCCCAGUACCAGCGUCCCGGACUACACCACCACGGACCUGACAUCGGGUCCCGAUCCGCAGCGCCAGGGCACCACCUACACGUAUGGGCCCUAUGACACGGCCAAUGUCGCCCCGGGGACCUUCUACCCAAUCAACAUCCGCUACGAGUUCACCAAGCCCGUCAUCACUGCCUCGCUGUUGGAGCGGGACCUGGAAGUGUCCCACUGGGGCGGCAAUCUGGCGACGGAAGAGCGCUACUGGCUGCGCAACAACGGCUCCAAGCUCACGGACAACUUCUCCCGCGUUGAGUGGACCAUCUCCAGCUACCAGCAGCUGCCAUCUUCCUCUAUCCGUGAGCUCAAAUACCCCCUGAAGCCCGGGUCUGUCGACCCGUACUUCACCGACGAUAUUGGCAACGUCUCGACGAGCCACUACCGCCCCGGCAAGGUCCCCAACCGUGAGGGAUCCUUGGAGAUUCGCCCCCGGUACCCCAUCUUCGGAAGCUGGAACUACAGCUUCCGCAUUGGCUGGAACAACGACCUGUCGGCUUUCCUCCGUCGCGCUGUUACGGGCGCGGACUCGUACGUGCUGAGGGUCCCCUUCAUCGAGGGCCCCAAGGUCGCCGAGGGCAUUCAGUACGAGAAGGUCGUCGUCCGCGUGGUUCUCCCUGAGGGCGCCCGGAACGUCCAGUACGAGACACUCGAGAAGUCUUCCAGCAAUGGACUUCCCAGCGCCAGCCAGAUCCAUUCCCAUAUCUCCAGCUACAAGACCUUCAUGGACACGCUGGGACGGACAACUCUGACCUUGACCGUCGAGGGCCUCACGGACGAAGCCCGUGACUCUCAGCUACUGCUCACCUACGACUACUCCCUGUGGGACAGUCUGCGCAAGCCCGUGACCAUCACGGCCGGCCUGUUGACUGUGUUUGUGGCCGCGUGGGCGGUUGGGAACAUCGAUGUGAGCAUCAAGAAGCGGUAGACGGGGUAGUUGUAUGAUAUGUUUCAGAUAUACCAGAC